AUGGAAUAUUUCAUGCUCUUCGGCUUUGUGGGAAUUCUCAGGGAAUCUCUCAAAAUCUUCUGCAAAAAUGGGAAGCUCAUGGCUUCUCUCUCCUUGUUAACACUCUCACUUUUCUCUUUAUUCUACUUGUGCUAUGUCUUUUCCAUCAAGCCAGUCAUCACCGACUUCCUCCUCAAGCAAAGUCUUCUGCCGGUCACCGACCCCAAAAGCCCGGAGUUCUUCCUCCUCCUCCUCGACUUAAAAGACGACAUCAGAGCAUUUGUCGGCAUAGAAUGGAUCUACGUUCUCAUCACCACUGCCGUCUCUUUGUUCUUCACGACAGCUGCAAUUAUCGCAGCUGCCAUGGUUCAUGGCGGCAGAAACUUGAACUUCAAGGAACUGUUGAUAUCAACCAUAAAAUCAUUCAAAAAAGUUCUCUUUACUUGGUUUUACACCACCCUUUUAGGGCUCGGUUUUGUUUUUCUUGUCUUGGCGAAUCUUCUCCCCAUGGUGCUUGUUGUGCAGCAGCCUCUCGCAGCAAAAGUCUUGGCUGUAAUCCUUGUAAUUCUAGCUUCGGUUCUCUAUAUUUACUUGGCUGUCAUCUGGAUUUUAGCCUUUGUUGUCUCAGUAUUGGAAGAGAAAAGGGGAGUCGAGGCUCUUGGAAAGGCAGCACAGAUAGUUAAGGGCAUGCAGCUGACUGGUUUUCGUCUGAAUCUUGUGUUUACAGUAUUGUUCAUGGUGCCUCAUGGAAUGAAUAUGAUGCUGGGAACUAAAUUAUUAUUUUCAAUUUCCAUGAUUGUUACACUGGUUUUUGUAAAUUAUAUCUGGCUGGUCAAGAUGUUUAUGUUGUCUGCAUACACAGUAUUGUACUACCAGUGCAAGAAAAUCCAUGGAGAAGAAGUGGAAUUGCAGUGGGAUUCAGGGUAUAAUAAAGUGCCAACACUUCCGCUUCUUGAUGAGAGUUUGGCAUGA
This is a messenger RNA of Mangifera indica (mango), 951 nucleotides long. RefSeq lists its product as uncharacterized. The coding region runs from base 1 to 951 and encodes 316 amino acids. The record is from RefSeq and is a predicted model, not a curated record. The transcript has a single exon. NCBI's taxonomy places the organism in Eukaryota, Viridiplantae, Streptophyta, Magnoliopsida, Sapindales, Anacardiaceae.